Mesoplodon densirostris (Blainville's beaked whale) is the source of this 867-nucleotide messenger RNA. Its product is annotated as F-box only protein 27-like. The record is from RefSeq and is a predicted model, not a curated record. Lineage: Eukaryota; Metazoa; Chordata; Mammalia; Artiodactyla; Ziphiidae. Gene Ontology annotation, biological process: glycoprotein catabolic process; SCF-dependent proteasomal ubiquitin-dependent protein catabolic process. Gene Ontology annotation, cellular component: SCF ubiquitin ligase complex; cytoplasm. Gene Ontology annotation, molecular function: ubiquitin protein ligase activity; protein binding.
AUGGCAGUCAGGCCUGGAGAGGAGACCAUGUACACCUCAGCCUCCAGGGGCCUGCCCCCCGGGGUCCCCGCUCAGGACCCCGAACCCAAGGAGGCGCUGGGUCUGGGCCAACUGUCAUCGGAGCUGCUUGUGAUGGUGCUGAGCCAUGUGCCCCAACAUAUUCUGCUCGGGCACUGCCGCCAGGUGUGCCGGCACUGGCACGACCUGGUGGACUGCCAGGCCCUGUGGCUGAGAAUCCUGGCCCAAGGCCACGCCACCCUGUCACCCAUCCUCCACCUACCUGCCCCCGCCAACGACCCCAGGCCCUGUGUCCUGGGCCGCUUCUGCGAGGGCACACCCAUAGGACGCAACCUCCUCCCGAACCCCAAUGGCGAAGGCUUCCUGAAAUGGAUGGUGCCGACUGGAGGAGAUGCCUGGGGGGCAGAGGAAAACUGGGAGGUCACUCCCAGGGCCUGUAUACAGACCAGCUUCCUGUCUUCCUACAGGUGGUGUCAAAAGAAGCAGGUGUCGGACCUGGAGGAGGAGGGUCUGUGGCCGGAACUCCUGGACAGUGGAAAGACAGAGAUUUGUGUCUCUGACUGGUGGACAGACCAACAGUACACUGACAGUUUAUACAGGCUAACUGUCAACCUCCAACCUCUAGAUGCCAACCAGGCCAUCCUGCAUCAUUACUCUCCUUUGCCUUUUCCCAUCCAGCAGUGUAGAAAGAGUUUCUCCUUUGAGGCUAGUCAUGUGUUCUCCAACCUUAAGAAGGUUGUCCGCUUUGUGUCUUUUGAACACUUGGCCCAGGACAUUGAUUUCUGGUCUGAGCAGUAUGGAGUCUAUCUGUCCCACUCCAGUGUGAUUGUGCGGGUCCAUCUGCCCUAG